Molecule: messenger RNA, 1215 nt
Organism: Pollicipes pollicipes
Lineage: Eukaryota; Metazoa; Arthropoda; Thecostraca; Pollicipedomorpha; Pollicipedidae
Product: rho family-interacting cell polarization regulator 2
Exons: 9
Coding region: 1-1215 (404 amino acids)
Source: RefSeq, a predicted model, not a curated record
AUGACGGACGCGCUGGUCCGGGGCGUGCGCGAGUCGAUCGCGCUGGAGCGGCAGGAGGCGCUGGCGCUGCGCGACGCGCUCGAGUCGGCCUCGCUGCACUCGGCGCAGUCGCAGGGCCGGCUGUACGAGACCGAGCGGCGGCUGCGCUUCACCGAACGCUACGUCAAGCGGCUCGAGUGCCACCUGGCCGAGAUCGAGGAGAUGGCGGAGCAGUACGGCAAGCAGCAGCGGUUGCGUGACGCCACCGAGCGGCUGGCGGCCGCCUUCAGCAGCAGCGGCGGCGCGCAGAGCCAGCGGGGCCUCUCGCAGGCCCGCUCCGGCUUCAAAGAGUGCACUGAGGAGAUGUGCCUGAUGGAGGCCCAGCUGGAGAACAAGAUGGGCACGCUGCUGUUCGAGCUCAAAGGCAUCCAGGGCUUCGCGCGGCUGUGCGCCGGCGACGUGUACGAGAUCUGCGUGCGCCUGGGCGGCCAGGAGUGGCGGUCGCGCGCCACCGUCGGUCGCGAGCAGGAGCAGCGCUGGAGCCGGCCGCGGCGCGUGCUGCGGCCCACGCUCUCCGACCAGCUGGUCAUCAAGGCCUCCGAGGUGAAGACGUUAGGGAAGCACGUGCUGGGCACGAAGGUGUGCGAGAUAGGGGAGCUGCUGAGCGCGCACACGCAGCAGAUGGUGAUCUACCUCAACUCGACCGGGUCGCUGAAGCUGACGCUGAUCGUGACCUGGAGCGCGAUCGAGGCGUUCCCGGAGGAGACGCUGAGUCGACAGGCGUCGGCGUCGAGCCCGAGCCUGCGCCGCCGGCCCACCAUCAACUCGCCCCGGCUGGGCGGCGACGCUCGCCCCGCCGCCGCCGCCGCCGCCGCCGCCACCGCGGCUGAUACGUACGUGGACGGAAGCGACUCCCUGCUGCUGCCGGCCGACGUGGCCUCCCCCGAUCUGUCUGUGGACUCGUCCGACUCGCAGACGCUGCCCAACUCGACGCCAGACAUCCUGCGCCGCUCCGCGGGCCCCGCGGCGGACCGUUCGCCGGAGCGCGACAGCUGCAGCAGCGCCGACAGCGUGGAGGCGGCCGAGCCGGACGGCGACGACGGCAGCGCCGCCUACACGCUCCAGAAGCGACCCGAGAUGCGCCGCGACUGGUUCGCCACCGUCGAGCGCAAGAACCGCGCGCGCCGCGAGCAGCAGGCCGCCGAGCAGCAGGUCCGCUCCAGGCCCGUCCACUGA